UGCAUCAAACAUUUUAACAUCCAAAAUAUAUACAGACACAGCACAUACCUCUCCCUCUCCCUCUCCCUCUUACCAAAAAUAAAAAUAAAAAAAUCUUAAAACAAUGGAUAAACUUCCUAAAUGUGAAGCAAACUAUGUUCCUCUUACCCCAUUAACUUUCUUGAAGAGAGCAGCUUCAUCUUAUGCUAAUCGUACCUCUAUCAUUUAUGAAGGCACCCGUUUCACUUGGCUGCAAACCUAUCAACGUUGCCUUCGCCUCGCCUCCUUUCUUGGCUCCUUGAACCUCGUAAAAAAUGAUGUGGUGUCUGUUCUGGCUCCGAAUAUUCCGGCCAUGAAUGAAAUGCACUUUGCAGUGCCCAUGGCUGGAGCUGUCCUGAACACCAUCAACACCAGGCUAGAUGGCAAGACUAUAGCCACCAUUCUUCGCCACUCCGAAGCCAAAGUUUUCUUUGUGGAUUACCAGUAUGUUCCUCUGGCACGAGAGGCUCUCCGGUUAUUAAUAGAUGACUCUCAACAGGAGAAUUAUGUUUCAUCUGAAUCUAAUUUCCCGUUAGUCAUCGUGAUUGAUGACAUUGAUUCACCUACUGGUGUCCGGCUAGGCGAGUUGGAGUAUGAAGAGGUUUUGCAUAAAGGCAAUCCUAAUUAUGUGCCUGAAAUCAUUCAGGAUGAAUGGGAUCCUAUUGCCUUAAAUUACACAUCCGGCACAACUUCAGAGCCUAAAGGAGUUGUUUAUAGCCAUAGAGGAGCUUAUCUGAGCACUCUUAGCCUAAUUCUCGGCUGGGAAAUGGGAAAUGAGCCUGUUUAUCUUUGGUCUCUUCCUAUGUUCCAUUGCAACGGCUGGACUUUCACUUGGGGGAUCGCUGCACGCGGCGGAACCAAUGUUUGUCUGCGCAAUAUCACCGCGUACGACAUGUUCAGGAACAUUUCGCUCCACAAAGUUACCCACAUGUGCUGUGCACCUAUCGUUUUCAAUAUCAUUCUUGAGGCAAAACCACACGAGCGCCGUCAAAUAACUUCUCCGGUUGAAGUUUUAACCGGAGGAGCACCACCGCCACCGUCACUUCUAGAAAAGAUAGAACCACUUGGAUUUCAUGUCACGCACGCAUAUGGGCUAACGGAGGCUACUGGACCAGCUUUAGUAUGCGAGUGGCAAGAAAAGUGGAACCAACUUCCAGUACAGGAACAAGCAAAACUGAAGUCAAGACAAGGGCUGAGCGUACUAACCCUUGCCGAUGUUGAUGUAAAAGAUUUACAAACAAUGGCGAGUGUUCCUCGUGAUGGAAAAACAAUGGGAGAGAUAGUUUUGAAAGGGAGUAGUAUAAUGAAAGGGUAUUAUAAAGAUCCAGCAGCUACUUCUAUGGCAUUCAAGAAUGGAUGGUUUUGUACAGGCGAUGUUGGAGUUAUCCAUCCUGAUGGGUACUUAGAAAUCAAAGAUAGAUCAAAAGAUGUGAUUAUAUCAGGUGGCGAAAAUAUUAGCAGUGUAGAAUUGGAAUCUGUACUUUACAGGCAUACAAGAAUCCUGGAAGCUGCUGUUGUAGCAAUGCCACACCCAGUAUGGGGAGAAAGUCCUUGUGCUUUUAUUGCUCUUAAAAAGAACGCAAAUGGUAAAACUGAUGAGCUCAAAGAAGAUGACAUUAUAGCUUACUGCCGGAAAAAUCUCCCUGGGUUUAUGGUUCCCAAGAAGGUGGUUUUCUUGCCGGAACUACCGAAGACGGCUACUGGGAAAAUUCAAAAGUUUCAGUUAAGGACUUUGGCGCAGAAUUUCCAAGUAUCAAAGAAUCAGAGUAUUUCUGGGAAAAAGACCGGUAAAUCAGAUCAAGUCAAUAGAGAAAUAGCAGAAUAUGGUACUCAGCCCCAUGAACAAAUUCUUGCUUUUUCUCGGCUUUAAGGAAGGGUUGACCUAAUUAAUUAGUUUGUCAAUCCGGUACUAGAAUUAGCUUUUAAAUGUUCCAUUGUUCUUUGGUUUUUCACGUUGACGUUGUGAAUUAAAGAAGAAGAUACACAAUAGUUGUUUGUUUUUUACUUUAUACCACGUGAACUCUGCA
Messenger RNA from Jatropha curcas, 2045 nucleotides. RefSeq names its product trans-cinnamate:CoA ligase, peroxisomal. The record is from RefSeq and is a predicted model, not a curated record. Lineage: Eukaryota; Viridiplantae; Streptophyta; Magnoliopsida; Malpighiales; Euphorbiaceae.